UUGGUGCACUGUCUUCACUUCUGCUUCAGAGAGAACUGUGUCUAAAUGGGUGUGUUAAGUUGGCAGAGAAGAACAGACAACCUCUGGUGGAAUUCUGUUUUCAUCAUGUUGUCUCACCAUUGCUGGCUGAGCUGAAACUUCCUGCAUCUUGGGGAGAGCAUGUAUAAAAGGAAUGACUUCAUGGCCAAUGUGAAGGUCACCUCCGCCACUCCAGAGGGUAGCAGCAGCUCAGAUUCUCUGGAAGGGCGGAGUUCAGAUUAUGCCAAUAAAAGCUACGAUGCAGUUGUGUUUGAUGUGUUGAAAGUAACUCCUGAGGAGUUUGCUAGCCAGAUUACACUGAUGGAUACACCAGUAUUUAAAGCUAUACAACCUGAGGAACUAAUCAGCUGUGGAUGGAAUAAGAAGGAAAAACACAUCCUUGCUCCAAAUAUUGUUGCCUUUACUAGGAGGUUUAACCAGGUCAGUUUUUGGGUUGUACGAGAGAUACUAACAGCACAGACCUUAAAAAUAAGGGCAGAAAUAUUGAGCCAUUUUGUGAAAAUAGCUAAAAAGCUUCUGGAACUGAAUAACCUUCAUUCACUGAUGUCUGUGGUGUCAGCACUGCAAAGUGCACCUAUCUUCAGACUGACCAAAACCUGGGCCCUGUUGAAUCGCAAAGACAAGACCACCUUUGAGAAGUUAGACUAUUUACUGUCCAAGGAAGAUAAUUAUAAAAGGACACGAGAGUACAUCAGAAGCUUGAAAAUGGUUCCUACUAUUCCAUAUUUAGGAAUUUAUCUCCUGGAUUUAAUCUACAUUGAUUCAGCGUAUCCCUCUUCAGGCAGCAUUAUGGAGAAUGAACAAAGAUCCAACCAAAUGAACAAUAUUCUCCGAAUAAUAGCUGAUCUGCAAGUCUCCUGUAACUAUGAUCAUCUUACAACACUCCCUCAUGUGCAAAAGUAUUUGAAGUCUGUCCGUUACAUUGAAGAACUUCAGAAAUUUGUAGAAGAUGACAAUUACAAAUUAUCAUUAAGAAUUGAGCCAGGCAACAGCUCUCCUCGACUGGUUUCCUCCAAAGAAGAUCUUGCAGGUCCAUCUGAUGUGUCAGCAUUUAUGAAAUUCAGCAGGAGACCCACAUGCCCUGAUGCCUCAGUAGCAGCAAGUCUACCUACACCUCCUGUACCAAGGCACAGGAAGAGCCACAGCCUGGGAAACAACAUGAUGUGUCAGUUCAGCGUGGUGGAGAGCAAAAGUGCGACGUUCCCGACGGAGAAGCCACGCCACCUCCUGGAUGACAGCGUCCUGGAGUCACACAGCCCAGCCCGCAGCCACCCGCUCAGCUCGCUCUUCACUAACGGCCUCUCCAUAGAUAGCAGUGAAAGCUCAGAAUUUAGUGAGGAGCUGCCGUCAGGGCUUGAAAGGGGUCGUUUAUAUGCCACGCUGGGGCCUAACUGGAGGGUACCGAUCCGGAAUUCUCCUAGGAGUCGAAGCUGUGUCUACAGCCCAACAGGGGCCUGCAGCUGCACUUUGGGUAGUUCUACAGGAGUCAUUACCAUGGAAGGGCCCUUAAGAAGAAAAACAUUGCUCAAAGAAGGCAAGAAACCUACUCUCUCCUCAUGGACUAGAUACUGGGUUAUGCUUUCAGGAUCAACUCUCCUGUACUUUGGAGCAAAAUCUUUAAGAGGCACUGAAAGAAAACACUAUAAAUCUACACCGGGUAAAAAAGUCUCCAUUGUGGGCUGGAUGGUGGCGCUGCCUGACGACCCUGAGCAUCCUGAUAUUUUCCAUCUAAAUAACCCUGACAAAGGCAAUGUUUACAAGUUCCAGACUGGUUCAAGGUUUCAUGCAAUAUUAUGGCAUAAGCAUUUGGAUGAUGCAUGCAAAAGCAACAAGCCUCAGAUACCUGCUAAUCUAAUGUCAUUUGAAUAAUCUGCUCUCCUGCCUGGUGUGACUUCAAGUGCCAAACUGCAGGCUGUUGUUCUCUGAGGAGGAAGAGGAGAAUGGUUUUCCUGACAUGAGCCAGCCACAAAUAUUUCAGCACUUUCCUGUGUAACUUGAAAGUGAUUCUGACACAGCUUUUAAAAGCAGAAAGUGAAUGUUGUCCUUAGGACCAGAUGUAGUCUCAUGCACUGAGUGAAAACAGGACAAGUUAGAUGGACAGAAGAUUAAUCCUGACCCCUGCAGGAUUCUAGAGCCCUUGACUUUUUGUGGUCAGAGACUGCCACGAACUGAUGUUUGACCACGAACUGAGCAUCACAUCUUCUGCCAAUUCUUUUUUAAACGGUUCUUUUUAUUGUUAAGCUGCUUUGUGUGACUGAACAAUAUUUGGCCCAUGUUGGGUUUCAAUUCUUUCUAAUGCACAGAAUGAUUGACAGUGUUAACUUGCUGCAAAGUGUCAAUUAGAAUAGAAAAUUGUGGAACAACAUUUUUAUAAUCUUAAGUGCACUGAGUUGCUUGGCAAUGUGGCUGCCUCAGAUUUUGUAUCAAAUCUCUGGACAAUUCUGCUGUUCACAUUUGAGCUAUUUGGGAAAAAUGUAUUUUGGCACAGGACAGUUGGUUUUCUUUUCAUUCAGUUCUUGGGGGUGCUCUGACAGUGGAUUUAAGGCCAUUUAAACAUAUGCUGUGCUAAAGGUUGUCUUUCACUCUCUUACUUAGAGGCAUAGUUGUUUACAAGUUUGGGGGUUCUUCAGUCUGAAUGUUGCUCAUCUUAAAUGCCUUGGUGCAGUGAAGCAGGUGCUGGGGUGUUAUGUAUCACGAGGCCCUGGCUUCUCAGAAGGAGGAGAUUGCUGCUCCUGUUCUGUCUUUCUGCAGCUGACUCUGCUCUGCUCAGUUCCAUACAUGAUCACCUUUGUGACGCACAGCACUGGCACAUGGUACCGCUGCUGCUGGCAGUGGAAGCUAGGGAAGACUGACAGGGGAGCAAGUUCACAGAAGCCUCCACAAAAGCAUCUGGAGAACAAAAAAAGUGAAUGUAACUGAACCUUCUCCUCUGACAGAACUCUCUACACCCAUAGCUGUAUCCCAGAUGUGCCCUAGCACUCCUGUGGUCAGGUUUUUUUACUGUUCCCAUGCUAAGUUCAGCACUUACUCUGCUUGAAACUCUUUUUGCCAUAAGGCACCAGAAUUCAUCCAGAAAACCUCGUUUGAGUUUCCCAAGAUUGCCUAGAGGAGAAGUUUGCAAGUCAACCUGUGUCUUACACACUGUAGGAAGCUGGAAGUUAGUUUAAUUGAACAGAACCUCUAUUAGAACAAACUCCCUGGCAUUAGUGGCAUCAGGUUUGAACCAUGUGCAGAAAAGUGACCAAGUUGGUGCCACCCUAACCAGAGCUGCUCAAGUCAAGAGGGUUUUUUAAUGUAACUUUAUUAAGGGUUUUUAAUGCAACUUUCCCCUUUAAAAGGGAAUAACCUGAUUUGUCUUCAAUAUAAAUGACAUUUAAAAUGGAUCCCUUACUGGCAUGAAAUGAACUUGCAUUAGAAACACAUAAAUUCUUACUCAUGUGAUGUAGUGGAAAGGAACACCAGUAAGGACUUGUGAGAUGGUUUCCAGCAUAUUGUAAUUGAGAUAAACUAAUGAAUGCUGUAGCCAUGUCCUGUUAUGCUUAACAAGCCUCCUUUGAAAGGAGCAGUAACUGCUAACUGAUGAGUAGCAGUGGAAUGAUCCUGUACACUUGGAAUUGAAUAGCUUUUAGAAUGUAAGGGUCUCUGAAGCAUUAUAUAUGUUAUUGUAUGUACAAAAGGUAGUCUUCCAGCCUUCAAAAACAUACUUCUACUCAAAUCUAUGACCCAUAGAUGCUCUUGGAGAAGCCACAAAGGUGUCCCAUUUCCACUCUCUUGUAAAACAGAUUCCCAACAGAAUGGAAGCAUCUUCGCCAGCAACGCUGAUGGGCUCCAAAACAGCCUGGCAGGAAGGAGCAGCAGUGUUUGUGAAUUACUCUUAC
Molecule: messenger RNA, 3917 nt
Organism: Dryobates pubescens (Downy woodpecker)
Lineage: Eukaryota; Metazoa; Chordata; Aves; Piciformes; Picidae
Gene: RALGPS1
Product: Ral GEF with PH domain and SH3 binding motif 1
Exons: 20
Coding region: 160-1908 (582 amino acids)
Biological process (GO): positive regulation of GTPase activity; Ras protein signal transduction
Cellular component (GO): plasma membrane
Molecular function (GO): guanyl-nucleotide exchange factor activity
Source: RefSeq, a predicted model, not a curated record